UAUUGUGAACGUUUUUAUUCCCAGUUUUUCCUGCGUUCCUCCCCGGAAACUGCUCUUCUGACGAUUCCCGCGGCAAUAUUUUGCGAUGACUUGACUGCGUGCUUUUGAUUUUGCUUUGGAGCAAGGAUUCCUGCGGGAGAGCGCGUAUUCAGACGCAGAAGAGAUCGCUUUAAGCUGAUACCCUAGUCUGUGAUUAAAAGAGAUUUAUCCAACGAACCUGUGAUCCAAAAGCGAAUUACGUCAUGACGAGCCGGACUAAAGCGGAGCUGGCGGACGAAAGGCGCCGUAAAGCUCUGUACUACAGAGAAACUGUGUCCAGGACUCGGAUCAUUCUUUUCGUGGUCAUCGCGGCUGCGUGCGUGCUUGGACGAGGUGUCACAGGUGGCCAAGCGCAAUCAACUACCAAAGCUGCUGGUGGCAGUGGGGCUGGAGGCGGCGGCGGUGGUGCCGCCGGAGGUGGCGCUGCUCCGCCGCCGUCGUCGUCGUCACCACGACCGAGCAUGGUUCCCCGACCGCGGGUGCCGCCGUCGGUGUCGUCGGGGCGGCCACCAGGACAUUCGGCCAAUAUCAACGCCGGGAGGACGGGUGGUGAUGGCGCCGGUGGUGGUCGCGAGAACGAUUCCGGUGGAAGCCACAGCUAUCCCAUCGCGACCGUGGACUUUAUCCGGGUUGAGACACCGUUCAUCAUAGCUCUCUGGAUCUUCUGCGGCUCCCUUGCCAAAAUUGAUAACCUCAACACGUUUCCCUGCGAGCGUGGCACGCAAAGAAAUCUCACUGAAUUUUCCAUCGUGGCACACAAAACAAUGACGGUGUUCAGCAUUGACAUUGAUGCAAACUUUAAAAAGUUUGAAAAGCACGGCAUCAAAUUGCGUUCCAUAUUCUACGAAAUCUAG
Molecule: messenger RNA, 893 nt
Organism: Notodromas monacha
Lineage: Eukaryota; Metazoa; Arthropoda; Ostracoda; Podocopida; Cyprididae
Source: the annotation of a GenBank genome assembly